Taeniopygia guttata (zebra finch) is the source of this 3068-nucleotide messenger RNA. The record is from RefSeq and is a predicted model, not a curated record. Lineage: Eukaryota; Metazoa; Chordata; Aves; Passeriformes; Estrildidae.
GAACGCUGUGGCAAAACAGAGCAAGAAGGAAGCUCUGCAGCCUGAGCCUUACUCCUAUACCCAAAGUUCAUCAGCAGGGAGUUUUGGAGUAGGAAGAUUAGCCACUAUGACAACCUCAGCUCAGCAUCAGCUUGCAGCAGGAUACUCAAAGGAAGUGGAGCAGGCUCAUAGGAUGGAGGGAAAACUGUGGACACAGCUUCGUCAUGGGCAGAGAGGAGAUGAGUUCUGCUGGAGAGCGGAAGCAAUCAGAGACAUGAGACAGCUGGCUGCAGCUUUCAGACUGUGGCGCCUGCAGAAGGAGCUGCUGAGCAAAGAGGAAGCCAGGCUCUUGGAAGCCCGUGCUCUGCUGGAAAAGAAGAAGCUACAAAACAUUUUCUGGAUGUGGCAUUCCCAAAGCUUGAAAAUGAAAGAGAUUCUAGCAAUGGCAACUCAAAUCCAAAGAAACUUGGUCUCCCGGUGCUUCAGUACAUGGAAGGAGACUGUUGAGGAGAAGGCACUUGACAGGUGCAGCCUGGCCCAUCUCAGAGCAGUAUCACUGAGGAAGCACUUCCAGCAGUGGGUUGAGAUGCUGCAGGUCAGAGGAGGUGAUAAGCAGGCAGUGGUGAACCUCUUCCUCCUACAAUGGAGGCAGCAUUAUGGAGCAGUUAUGAGCUCAGCAGCUGACAUGACUGUGACAAAGAGGCAUGAAGGUCAGACAUCAUGGACUGGAGAGAGACAGUUUCUGGAAAAAUCAGUCUAUUCUUUUGAUGACUUCUGCCAAAAACUGAAGCUGCAGAGAGUAUAUCUGCUGUGGAAAACAAGGCUGUGUGAGCAUCACAAGGCUGAUUCUUUCUCUCAGACUUUGGAGCAGUGUAAACUCAGAAAAACUCUGAAAUUAUGGCACCAAAAGUAUCUCAUGCUGAAGACAAUUGAACAAAGUUCUAAGCACUUGCAUAGAGCUGUCUAUGAGGAACCUCUUGCCAUGCUGUUUUCUGAGGACCUCUCAACAUCAUCUGGCUUUGACAGCAGUGCACCAGCUACUCUGACCUCUCAAAGCUCAUUGGAAAAGGAAUGCAGUCUUAGUGACAGCAGCCAGCACGGCUUCUCCUCCCUCCUGACUGCUGAGGAUGUCACACAUAUGUCCUGUCACAGUUCUCUCCUUCAGCUCCACCAGGGCACAGAGCUACCAGCUGAGCUGGGUGGGGAGCUGUGCUUGCAGACCUCCUUCCCUGGAUCUGGAAGAAAUUGGUUUGUGGGAAACCAGUUCCAGUCUCCAGUGCUCCAGAGUCCAGAUAAUAAUUUCCAGCCUCUCACCAGUUACUCUGCGUGGGAAGAGGUGAGGCUAGAAACUGCUGUGAAAAAUGGCUGCAGUUCUGACAAGGAGGUGAAGAGCUGCUGGCAGCAAGCAGACAAAUACUGCCUGCAGAAGUGCUUCGUUGUCUGGUCAGCUCAAACUCAGCACCAUGUAAAGGCCCAACAGUACUGCAGGCGCAUUCAGCUGUCUAGAGCCUUUCUCAGCUGGCACCACUGGGUCAUAGAAAAUAAGAACCAAAAAGCAGCAGCAGCAGCUCUAAAGCAUGGAGUUCAUUAUUUGCAGAUGGCUUUCAGCCUGUGGAAAAGGAGACUGGCCCAGAAAGUGGAAGUUGACCGGAGAUUCAGGUGUCACAUUCACCAGAUGACUGCUGAUGCUCUGUGGCAUUGGCAUUCCUGCUGGCAAAGGAAGCGUGCUCUGGGAGAACUGCAGCAGCAAUGGGCUUGGCACAGCUGCCAAGAGAAGAAGAGGCUGGUCCUGCAGAAAUGGUAUGACCAAACAAGGAAGCAGAAAUAUGCUGUUUUAUUCUGGGAACGUCGUCUCCUGCACAGGUGCCUUGUCACUUGGGCCCAGGUCACUGCAUGUAAACUGAGAGAGCAUGAGGCCCUCUCUUAUUUAAAAAGAGUCAGAGAGCACCGUCUCCUGAUUGUGAGCUUUAAUAAGUGGAGGGACAAACUCUGGAGAGCUGAACAAGUGCCGGGAGGGAGAAACCACAAGAGGCAGGAGCCCUCUCCAGGUAAAGCCUGUCACCGCUGGCGAGUGGCUACAAGAGGACAGCAAGACCUGCACCUGGGAUCUGUGGCUACUGUCAAACAAGCCUGCAACUACUGGACCAGAGCAGCUGCCUUUUCCCAGUGCUUACGGCAGCGCAGUACCCUCAUAGGUGUUAGGAAAAGCAGGAAGAUCUCUCUCUCUUGGCCCACAAAAAGCAGAAGAGGCAGAGAAGAAGAUUCAGCACCAACUGGACAUUUUCCCAGUGCCAUUCAGCGCUGGCUGGUGAUCUACAGGAGCCAAAAAAGGGCUGAAAGGUUGCUGGAGAGACCUGAUGUGGUAGGACCCUCUUGUGCCCAUCCAAGGAUCCAGGAGAACACAGCAGAGCUGGACUUGGAGGAGCAGGCUAAGAAGUGGCUGGGAAGGAAAUAUCUGAAGAGGUGGCAUCACACAGUGGUACUGCACCAGUGCCAGCAUGACAGGAAACUGCUCUGUCUGCCAAGGGGAUGGCAUCAGUGGAGGGAAGCCAGCAGGGGGGUGAUACUGGCUCAGGUGCUGGACCAGCGGCGGCUGCUAGAAAAGACCUGGAAGGUGUGGAGACGAAGCUACUUGCAAAGCUGUGUGGUGCAGAAGCUUUUGGAGGAGGAAGCCAGGAGCCUCCUGGCUCAGGCCUUUGGAAGGUGGUGGCAGCUCACAGCAUUCCAGCGUAAGGACAAAGGAUCCUGCUGAAUGGAGGGGGCCUGCCUGCAGCUGCUGCUCAGUUCAGGACACGUGGAGGAUGUGGCUCCUGUCACAACAAAGAGGUGGCCCUGUGCUAUCAGGAAAGAACACUCUGCUCUUAUAAUAAAAGCAGUGCUGCCAGUCAGAAGGGUGACAGCCAAAGAACAACCAGGAAGAGAUGGUACCCAGUGAAGGGUUCUCUUUAAAGGACUUGUAUCUUACCUCCUUAGCAACACAAACUGAGAAGUUACUUAGAGUUGUGACGUUGCAUUCUCUUCUUCUCUGGACCAUGCUUUUGCUGGAGUUCUGAUUAAAGGCCAAAAAAGCCUUAUAGGCUUUCCUUUUA